UGCGACACUCAGAUGUCCGAGCUUACGGUUCGGUCCGUGGAGGCAGCACGAGUUCCCAGAGUGACGUCACGCUGGGGCUGGGCUGGGAAAGGGAAGCUCUGCUGGAAAACACAGCAUGUAACCGGGGUUAAAGACACGCUGCACCCAGCCACGACACCAGGUCACCGGCAGAGAACAAUUCCCUUCCAUCACAUUGGGACUUUAUGGGGUGGUGGGGAAGGCCUAGUCCCCCACCUUGAUCAGGCCAGACAACCCUCCCUCCAGAACCCUGCCAAUGGACAAACCAGGAGCCAUGAGUACACCAGGAAAGGCCAGCGGGCUCAAACCCCCGAGCAAAAUAGUCCGUCCAUCUGGGGUGCCCACAAAGACUUCUCCGUCCUCCGGCGCUCCAAAACCAGUUCCUCCAGAGAAGUCCCCCGGCAGAGAGUCCUCCCCGACCCAGGAUGGAGGCGUGGACUUCCAGGUCGGCGAGAAGGUCUGGGUCAACGGCAACAAGGCCGGCCAGGUGCAGUUCAUCGGGGGCACGCAGUUCGCUCCGGGUCAGUGGGCCGGCAUCGUGCUGGACGAGCCCAUCGGGAAGAACGACGGGUCCGUGGCCGGGGUCCGGUACUUCCAGUGUGAGGACGGGAAGGGGAUUUUCACUCGGCCUUCAAAGCUUUCCAAGACCGCACUGCCAGAGACGGAGGCAAACGGGGGGCAGGCCAGUCCAGCACCGGCAGCCUCUGUGACCAGCGAGCCUGCACCUGCUGGCUCCACCUCAACUGCUCAGGGCAGCGGCAUAAAGACGAGUGCUGCACUAAACCGAAUGCUCACAUCCAGCGAGUCGGUGUCUAACGUGUCAGAUACAGAGUCCAUGAAGAAGAGGAGGGAGCUGAGGCUGGGAGACCGUGUGCUGGUCGGCGGUAACAAGGCAGGAGUAGUUCGGUUUCUGGGAGAGACGGACUUUGCAAAGGGCGGGUGGUGUGGAGUGGAACUGGAUGAACCACUUGGCAAGAAUGAUGGAGCCGUGGCAGGGACCAGAUACUUCCAGUGCAUGUCCAGGUACGGUCUGUUCGCUCCGGCCCACAAGGUGACGAGGAUCGGCUUCCCGUGCACCACGCCGGCCAAGGUGAAGAGCUCUCGGAGGAUGUCCAGCCUCAAGAGGAGCCCCAGUGCUUCCUCCAUCAGCUCCCUCAGCUCCGCCACCUCCUCCAUCAGCGGCAAACCCAGCCGAGCAGGACUGCUGACGGAGACAUCUGCUCGCUACGCCCGCAAGAUCUCCGGCACCACAGCGCUGCAGGAGGCCCUGAAGGAGAAGCAGCAGCACAUCGAGCAGCUGCUGGCGGAGCGAGACCUGGAGAGGUGCGAGGUGGCGAAGGCUACGAGCCACGCGGGGGAGGUGCAGCAGGAGAUGGUGCUGCUGAGGAAAGGACGCGAUCAGUACGCAGUGGACAUGGAGGCAAAGUUGGAUCAGCUGCGUUCGCUGGUGGAGGCAGCAGAUCGAGACAAAGUGGAGCUGCUCAACCAGCUGGAGGAGGAGAAACGGAAAGUGGAAGAUCUGCAGUUUAGUGUGGAGGAGGCCUGCAUCACCAGAGGAGACCUGGAGACGCAGACCAGACUGGAGCAUGCCCACAUAAAGGAGCUUGAGCAGAGCCUGCUCUUUGAAAAGACCAAAGCUGAAAAACUCCAGAGGGAUUUAGAGGACACUAGGGUGGCCACGGUGUCUGAGCGCUCCAGGAUCAUGGAGCUGGAGAGGGAGGUGGCCGACCUCCAGCUCCGGCUCCGGGCGUCCCAACAGAAGGAGGACGCAGCGUCCCUGUCCCAGCAGCAGAUCAGCAGCCUCAAGGCCCAGGCUCAGUCUCAGGAGAAGAAGAUCAGCGAGCUGAGUGUCGACCUGGAGAGCAAACAGAAAGAGCUUCAGUCCGUGACGCAAGAUAAGAGCUCGCUGGAGCAGCAGCUAACCAGCCUGAGACAAACGCUCGAGACAGCUGAGGAGGAGAGAAGGAGGACAGGGAAGACCAUGAUAGAGCUGGAGCAGAGUGUUGAACAGUCAAAGAAAGAAGUCCAGACGCUGAAAGAGGAGAGUCAGAGCAGAGAGAAGGAGCUGCUGCAGGCAACUGAAAAGUCAGAGAGGACGGACCUCACGCUCGAGAAGCUGACCGAUGAGAAUAAGACACUGGAGACACAGCUUGAGGCUCUAAAACAGCAGAACUCUAAAUACCAGGAGGAGCUCAGUCUGUCCAAGGAGCGGAGCAGCUCAGAGAACCAGAGAAUCGGAGUCCUCUGCAAGGAAAUAGAGGAGCUGAAGCUGGCCUCCCAGAAGUCUCAGCAGCAUGAUGAGCACAACGAGGAACGCAACAGUCAACAGACAGACAUGAAGACCAGAGAAACCAUCUCCAAUCAGGGUUUGGAGGGCGACAGGUCAGACAAAGACCAGGAGCUGGAGACUCUGAGGAACGAGAUCGCCGUGCUGCGAGGAGAGAACGCCAUGGCCAAGACGCUGCAGGCCGCCGUGGAGACGCUGGAGGGAGACAAAGCUCAGCUGAGGAGCCGCGUUCACAGUCUGGAGCAGAGGCUCAUGGGAAAGCAGGUGUCGGAGGGAGAGGACAUAGAGGCUCCACCCACAGGAGAUGCAGCUCUGGAGCAGCUGAGAGAAGAGAAGGAGUUCGCUGAGGGUCAGAUCAACUUCCUGAACAGCGUGAUCGUGGAUCUGCAGCGGAAGAACGAGGAGCUGAAGAUCAAACUGAAGAAGCUCGCUCUGGCUGAGUUCAACGGCAACGACGGGACGGACGGGUUUGUGGAAGGCGUGUCAAAGCAAAGGGAAAAGAAGGCGACGCCGCGUCUCUUCUGCGACAUCUGCGACUGCUUCGACCUCCACGACACGGAGGACUGCCCCACCCAGGCCCAGAGCCCCGACUCCGUACCUCACACCGCCUACCACGGCAACCGGGCCGACGAGAGGCCCUACUGCGACAUCUGCGAGGCCUUCGGUCACGCCACCGAGUCCUGCAACGACGACCAGACCUUCUAGAAGCUCCAAAUGAAAAACCCUCUUCACCUGCAUCUUAACUCCUCCCCCUUUUCUCUUUAACUCACCUUUCACUCUCCCGCAGUCCAGCCCGACUCACCUCCCUCCAGAUUCUUCCAUAUUGUAUUUUUAUACUGUAUUUAUGCAUAUCACUGGUAGCCACCGUCCUGAUCCUACACCUUUAUCUUUAUCUGCAGCUCUUCUCUAUAAAGAAACUGUUCUGCAGAAUGCUCGUCCAAAUAUGCUGCUUCGGUGCAAUAUUGAUGUUUAUAACAAAAAAGGAAUCCGUCCUCUGCACUCGUCGUUUUUAACGUUUGUAUCUAAGAAUAAGAAUAAGUGUCGUUUUUUGGGGGCUUUUGUUUGUUAUUCAGCUAAAUAAUGAUGCAACUAAAUGAAGCACAGGUGAAACCGAAGGGAAGAUGAAGCUCCUCUCCGACUCUACAUUCCUGUUCUGUAUCGCAUUCCUCAAGUCUGUACGGCUGAAAACCAAUCAGAGAGAGUUAUACUGCCAUGUCAACGUUCUACUUUUUAAUGUUUGGGAAGGUAUUUCCUCCAGUGCAUCAACAUACGACGGAGUGUUAGGGCCACGAGAUUUAAAGAAGUAAGACGUUAAAUUUAUAGAGAACCUUUGACAAUUAAGAGGAAAAAAUCUGUAAUAUAUCGAGUAAAGAAAGUCAUAAUAUUUCCUCCAACAACAACAAAAGAAACAAAAUUCAGGAAUCACAGAU
Anoplopoma fimbria (sablefish) is the source of this 3735-nucleotide messenger RNA. RefSeq names its product CAP-GLY domain containing linker protein 1b (gene clip1b). Gene Ontology annotation, biological process: positive regulation of microtubule polymerization; cytoplasmic microtubule organization. The transcript has 23 exons. Gene Ontology annotation, molecular function: microtubule plus-end binding. Gene Ontology annotation, cellular component: microtubule plus-end; nucleus; cytoplasm. The record is from RefSeq and is a predicted model, not a curated record. The coding region runs from base 275 to 3010 and encodes 911 amino acids. NCBI's taxonomy places the organism in Eukaryota, Metazoa, Chordata, Actinopteri, Perciformes, Anoplopomatidae.